Physella acuta is the source of this 1881-nucleotide messenger RNA. RefSeq lists its product as uncharacterized. Lineage: Eukaryota; Metazoa; Mollusca; Gastropoda; Physidae. The record is from RefSeq and is a predicted model, not a curated record.
UCGUAAGGCUUUUGUAUGGACAGAUCCGCUUCUUGCCGUUGAAUGACAUUCCUAACAGCCAUUUUGUUUAUGUUGAGGAAGUGUAGAAAGGGUAAAGCAUUCAAGUCGUGUAUCAUCAUAUGAUUUUUAUUCCCUGGAAAAUAUUUUUACACGACACACACAGGGGAGAAAUAAAAGUUUGAUGUAAGUCUUAUAUAAAUAUCAAAGGUAUUAAAAACAACUAGGACAAGACUCAAGGACUAAAGUGAUGGCAAGUAAUGAUCUGUCAAAUCAAUGUACAGGAAGCAGCAUAGACGACCACAGCAAUAUGGCAGACGAACAAGGCUGUUCAACACAUUUUACAGGUACAUAUGAAGUACAAGAGUGUCUUGAAGGCCAAAGUGAGGUAGAUCUACACACAUACAAGUUAAACUGUGAGAAAAAUCCAGGCCAUAAAAAAUUUAUACCUGUAAAUAAGUUAUGUGUCAAACAUUUUCCUCCCGGAUACCAAGACAAUGAUUUAUGUGACGUCAUAAAAGCCGCGGCAGACCUAACAGUCAGGAUAGCCGUUGAGUUCACUAGUCCAGACAGACCAGAGUUUAUACCGGGCACUACAGAUACAUAUCCUGGCUACAGCAACAGGGAAAAGAACUCGAUGUUUACAGGGACUGGAUUGGUGUGGAACGUGACCAAGCACACAGUGGAAGAUGAUGGCAACACUUGUCCAUGUCCUGAAGACGUCCAUUCGCACACUCCCAGCAAAGUGUGGUGGGAGGUUGGUGUGCAGACGGCCAGACAUGUGGUUUUUGAUGAGAGUGAGGCGAAAAAGUCCAGCUGUAGGUUGUGGUUUGAUGAGGAUGAAAGUCCAGUGGUCAAAUUGCAUGGGUGGAAGGAAGUUACGUCAAACACUGAACGAGACUGGUUUGUACUGCAGUGUGUGACACAUGAUGCAAAUGUAGUUACAAAAUUGGAGGAUAUGAUUAAGCGGUUUAAUGGACUACAUGAAAAACUGUGUGUCAAAUAUGAGAGUCUUAGAGAUGUGGACAAGCUCAUCAUUAUAGUGUCACAUCCUCAUGGCUGUUCUAAGCAGGUCUCUGUGGGUAAAUGGGUAGAGAGGCAGGUGAUUUCGGGUUAUCAGACCAAGUACACGUACGAUACGUGUACCUGCCCUGGUAGCAGUGGGGCUCUUGUCUACAGAGUAGGGUGUGGCAGGUCUAAGCAUCCCCACAGUGGAGCUAACACUGACCCUAACUCUGUUGUGUUAAAUUACAGCGGGGUGAUGUUGGACUAAGACUUGUAAUUGUCUGCACUUGUCAAGGGUCGGCGUGGUCGAGUCGGUGAAGCUCAUGGUUGCUAAACCGAAAAAUCUCGAGUUCGAACCCUCGGGCAGAUGAGGCUCGUUAGCUGGGGACAGCAAUCAACUGCUGCCUUGUAGUUUGUUCUUGGUUAGACAAAGGCUAUUGAAGCAAAUCCAAAAAGAAAAGCAGGCUGAAAUCGGAGUCAAUGGCCUCAAUGGCGCAUAACCAGUUGACACGUAUCCUUAAUUGUGGUGGAGGCGUGGUCGAGUCGGCAAAAGCACAUGGUUGAUAAAUUCGAUAAAGUCUCGAGUUCAAACCCUCUGGCAGAUAACGCUUGAUCCCUUCCAACACUAAAAAUUAAGAACGAAGAAGAAGAAGAAGUCUGCACUUAUCUGCAUUGGUAUGGAAUGUAAACAAGCAUAGCUUCUGCUUUUAAAAAUAUGUUUUAAUAUAUUAUUGUAGACCUAUCUAGAUUAAUUUUAAAUACUGGUAUAUUCUAAUUGUAAAAUACUUAAAGGAAAGUUAUGAAAAUAGGCAGUAAAACCUGCAAAUAGUCUUGUUUCUUUCUUUGUUUGAUUGAGAGUGGGAGACAGAAAAAAGAAUU